Molecule: messenger RNA, 3706 nt
Organism: Hyalella azteca
Lineage: Eukaryota; Metazoa; Arthropoda; Malacostraca; Amphipoda; Hyalellidae
Product: potassium/sodium hyperpolarization-activated cyclic nucleotide-gated channel 1
Exons: 11
Coding region: 1-3399 (1132 amino acids)
Biological process (GO): potassium ion transport; monoatomic cation transmembrane transport
Cellular component (GO): intracellular cyclic nucleotide activated cation channel complex; plasma membrane
Molecular function (GO): voltage-gated potassium channel activity; intracellularly cGMP-activated cation channel activity; intracellularly cAMP-activated cation channel activity
Source: RefSeq, a predicted model, not a curated record
AUGUCCGCGCGACGUAUUUGGCACUUAGGCAGCAAGCGGCUGAGCGGUGAAUCUCUGGGCAGUCGGAGCGUUAGAUAUUCAUACCGCGGUGGUGGUGAUGAUGAUCUCGAUGACAUAGCAGUUGUGAGCAACGCGGCGCCAGGUCAACUGAAGUAUGGAGCAGCUGGUGUCAACACAGCCAACGGUCCCAGGGUCGUACCAGGGAUCAUCACAUCCCGCCGUAUCAGCCUCUCUGGUUCACACCUCAACUCCGGCCUUCAGUCUCCCCCGCCGACUAGCGAGGUGCUCAGAAGCACGUCAGUCUCACGUCAGUCUCUACUCGACAUCGUCUCGUCGAAAAUUAGCGUCGGCAGUCGAAAACGUUUUUCCCGAGACUCUUUCUCGUCUUCGUACGUGAACAGAACGCGUAUCGCGUCCGAGACCGACGAGAGCAGAAGAACGAGAGAUGCGAGAAGAAAGGACAUUAGAAGUCGAUUUAAAAGCGAUAAGUGGGAGACCAGCACGGGAAGCUCAGAGAAAACUAGAGUACGGAAUGUGAGCUUUGUUUUCGACCCAGCGGGGAGACUUUGCUAUUAUUGGUCCGUUGUUGUAUCGUUAGCCUUCCUCUACAAUUUGUGGGUUAUGAUGUACAGAUUUGCCUUCCAAGAAAUCAAUGAUGAUACUAUGCUUAUAUGGUUCGGCUUCGACUAUUUUGCCGACUUUAUAUAUGUUCUAGAUAUUUGUUUUCAUUUCCGCACUGGGUAUUUAGAAGACGGAGUCUUACAAACAGACUCGAAGAAGUUAAGAACGCAUUAUAUGAAUUCAACAACUUUUUAUAUAGAUUGUUUAUGCUUGUUACCCUUAGACUUCUUAUAUCUUUCUCUAAAAUUUAUGUCAAUUCUAAGAUGCUUCCGUCUAGUGAAAAUAUACAAGUUUUGGCAUUUCUUAGACAGAACGGAGCGACAUACGAACUCUCCGAACUUGUUCCGCUCGAUCAUAUUGAUUCAUUACCUCCUAGUGACGUUCCACUGGAACGCUUGCGUGUUCUACAUCAUUGCCAAAAAGACCGACUGCGACAGCAUCUUCCAUUUAUGGAUAUCCGAACCAAACUCCACAUCACCCAACGAAACACAUCCACACCCUGCGAGCCACCAUAACACAACACACGUCGUCAACGCUGACAAUGACGUGAUGCUGGCUUACCUCAAAUCUUUUUACUGGUGCACCCUGGCCCUGACCACCAUCGGGGACCUACGUAAGCCUGAAUCAAAGUGCGGCUACAUCUUCCAGAACUUCGAGCUCAUGUUCGGGCUGCUGCUCUUCGCCACGGUGCUUGGUCACGUCGCCAACAUAGUCACUAAUGUGUCGGCCGCCAGGAAAGAGUUUCAAGCGAAGCUGGACGGCGUGAAGACAUACAUGCGCAUGAGGCGGGUGCCGCAGCACCUACAGGGGAAGGUCAUCAAAUGGUUCGACUACUUGUGGCUGACACAGAAGUGUUCUGACGAGGAGCGAGCUGUCAGCGGCCUGCCUGAUAAGCUGAAGGCAGAGAUAGCAAUCCACGUGCACCUGGACACGCUCAAGAGGGUCGAGAUCUUCCAGAACACAGAGGCGGGAUUCCUAUGCGAGCUCGUGCUCAAGCUCAGACCUGUACUAUUCUCGCCAGGCGACUACAUCUGUAGAAAAGGCGAGGUCGGCAAGGAGAUGUACAUAGUCAACAGAGGCAAGCUGGAGGUGGUGGCCGACAACGGCAAGACGAUGCUGGCUUCUCUGGUGGCAGGCUGCUACUUCGGCGAGAUAUCCAUCCUGAACAUGGGCACAGCUGGCAACCGUCGUACGGCGUCAGUGCGUUCAGUGGGCUACAGCGACCUGUUCGUGCUGUCGAAGCAGGCGAUGUGGGACGUUCUGAAGGAGUAUCCUGCCGCCAGGGUGCGUCUCGAGGCCAUUGCUGCCAAGAGGCUUGAGAAAUACAAGAAAGCGCCCCUCGAGAAAGAUCUUACACGCUCCCUACGGAACACCCUACAUGAUCACCCCCAACCAUCGAACAACCCCACACCUUCCCCCAUGCAUACUCUUGCCUCCCAGUCCACGAACCCUUCCUCCAGCACCGUCUUCCACCAUUCCAAAAAGACUGCAUGCUCCUCCCCGAUGCUUCCAUCUGUUCCACCUGCUCGAACCGCGAGAAGUAAGUCUCACCGUCCCCGCUCCGGUGCUUCGCCAGGCCACCACUUCCACCAUACGCCUGCUUUUACGCAGAUCCUCUCACCAAAUCCAUACGCUUUCCUGCAGCCUCGAGGUCCCAUGCAAAGCCCUAAUGCCUACGUACAACUCAGUCCCUCUGGGGCGCUCGCCGCCGGCCAGCAUCCAACAGCCGCGUUCGUCAUGCAAGAAGCGCAGUGUCAUGUCUCCCCGUACGCUUUGAUCUCUGCCCAAGGAACAAUUUUACACUCUGUGCCCUUCUCGGCCGUGCCCAUACAUCGUGCCAAUCUUACCGCACAUUUAUCUUCGGCAGUGCACGAACCUUCUUUCAAACAAGCUCCUACUUGCACCCUUCUUGCAGCCGCGGUUGGUAGAUCAGCUUCCACUCCCGGGCUGGUUGAGUCGUCCGGCAAAGUGGGUCUGGAGGAAAUGAUUCUUCCGCCCCCGUUGGCUCCCUUGCCUCAGCUUCCCCAGCGGUCUCCGGCGAGAGAUUUCCGAAAAUCCCCACAGUACAGCCCGGCACUAAGUCCUACCAUCAGCGGCCGACGUGACGCUGAAGGCUCGCGGUCACACCAGACUCUGGACUCUGAGCGCCACACCCUCGAGUCUGCCCUGAGUGACACGUCGUCUCGUCAGUCUACUGACGAAGAGAAGAGCAACACCGUCACCACGAACCACCACUACCUCCACCACACUCAUCACCCUCCUCCGCCUUCGUCAGCAAGAUCAGGCACGACGGCGAGCGUGGCGUCGUACGACAGUGCGGACAAAAGAUCGACCAUCACGUCACCCAGCAACGUCAUGUCGCCCCUCACGUCACCGAGCUACGCGACGGCUCACAUCGCCUACACGUUACCAGUGCCGCCCCCGCACCCGGGGGGCAUACACGUCGAGAUGCCCUGCACGGCGCCGUCAUCCUGCGACCACAGGAUGUCCAUCACCUCACUUCUUGCACCAAGCACUUUACUUCAAGGCUCGCACAGCGCCGGCGCGCUGCCCAGGGAGACCUCGACUCAAGACCUCCUACUGGAGGAGAUCCGACGUCUGAGGGAGCGUCUGGUGGGCCUCGAGGCCGAGAACGCCACCAUGUCCCUCAAGCUGAACCACCAGCAGUGGGCGGUCGAGAACAGACUUCAGGAAAUAGAAAUGCAGCUCUGCGGCACCUCCAGUGUCGCCUCCAGCAACGAAGACGAGAACGAACGCAAUAGAGAGUCCAUCAUAUAGCGUUUACCGCAGCCUGCUUGGACCGUCCAGCUCUGAGCAGUCGUUAGAACGUUUGCACACACUGAGUUAGAACAACGUUCGCAUACGCUGAGUUAGUGCAAUGUUCGCACACGCUGAGUUAGAACAACGUUCACACACGCUGAGUAAGAACAACGUUCGCACACGUUGAGUAAGAGCAACGUUCGCACACGCUGACUAAGAAAAACGUUUCUCAGUGAGAAGAACGUACGAUAACGUAUGCAGAACCUUAACAAGAACGUUUUCCAGCACAGAGUAGGGGUCAGAGCAACAUUUGAUAUAAUAAUUC